This is a messenger RNA of Miscanthus lutarioriparius, 3111 nucleotides long. The record is from the annotation of a GenBank genome assembly. NCBI's taxonomy places the organism in Eukaryota, Viridiplantae, Streptophyta, Magnoliopsida, Poales, Poaceae.
AUGGCGCAGACGCCGAACCCCAGCAGGAGGUCGUGGGUCGGCCCGGCGCCGAUGCCAUUCCUCACGCCGCGGCCGGAGCGGCGACACCUUGAGAUGAGGUGGGCGGAUGGAGUGUCCCAAAGCGCUGCUCGCCGUAGCGGCGUCGGCGCUGUUGCCGGCAACGGUGGAAGCGGGGAUGGAUGCGAGAGGGAUCGGGAGGUGAACGUUCAGGUCGUGCUCCGGUGCAGGCCACUGAGUGAGGAGGAGCAGAGAGCGAAUGUGCAGAGCGCCAUCUCUUGUAAUGACCUGAAGAGGGAGGUCACAGUUCUGCACAGCCUCUUCAAGCAAUUAGACAAGACGUUUACCUUCGACAAGGUAUUUGGACCAAAAUCUCAGCAAAGGUCGAUAUAUGACCAUGCUGUUGCACCAAUAGUGACUGAUGUCCUCGAAGGCUAUAACUGCACUGUCUUCGCCUUUGGGCAGACUGGAACCGGAAAGACAUAUACCAUGGAGGGAGAGAUGAGACUGAAGGUCAGUGAACUACCAGAUACUGCUGGUGUCAUCCCUAGAGCAGUGCGCCAUAUAUUUGAUAUGCUUGAAGCACGGAAGGCUGAUUAUAGCAUGAAGGUAACCUUCUUAGAGCUCUAUAAUGAAGAUAUAACAGAUCUAUUAUCUUUGGAGGGCCAAAGCAGAUUCCCUGAAGGUAGACAAAAGAGGCCUAUAACUCUUAUGGAAGAUGGCAAAGGUGGCGCCGUCAUAAGAGGACUUGAAGAGAUUGUUGUCUACAGUCCUAGUGAAAUAUACAGACUUCUGGAACACGGGUCAGCUAGGAGACGCACUGCUGACACUGCACUAAAUAAGCAAAGCAGCCGAUCACAUGCUGUUUUUUCUAUAAACAUCCAUGUCAAAGAAACAACAGUAGGAAAUGAGGAGCUCAUGAAGUAUGGGAGGUUGAACCUUGUAGACUUGGCAGGAUCAGAGAAUAUUGCUCGAUCAGGGGCAAGAGAGGGUAGAGCAAGAGAAGCUGGAGAGAUGAAUAAGAGCCUAUUAACUCUGGGACGUGUCAUCACUGCGCUUGUGGAGCAUUCAGUUCAUGUGCCAUACAGGUUAUACACUGUACUUAGUUUUGAUAUAUCAAAGGGACCACAUCCUCCAUUUUUAGCUGAGGCAAAUAAAAAAACAUGUGAAUCUGUUAUGCUCAAGGACCUCUACCAAGAAAUGGAAAGAAUGAAACAAGAUGUCAAAGCUGCAAGGGAAAAGAAUGGAAUCUACAUCCCUCAUGAAAGGUUGGUCCUAGACGAGGCAGAAAGAAAGAAAAUGAAGGGAAAAUUAGAAAAUUUGGAGCUCAGUCUUGAAAAGCAGAUCAAAGAAGUUGGAAAAUUCAAAGGCUUGUACCAAGGAGAGCAGGAAUGCCGCUUGGACUUGGAAAGUCAGAACAAAGAUUUAAAGGUAAAUCUUGAAACCUGGAAGAGAAAGUUUCUAGAUCUUCAAGAAGUUCAUUGCAGAGCUAACACGUCGCUAAGGGAGAAGGACUUCAUUAUCUCAGAUUUACUUCAUUCUGAACACUUAAUUCUGGAACGUGCAAAGGAUUUGCGCAAUACCUUGGAGAAUGCAUCCAGAGAUACCACUGUACUUCUGAGUAAACUAGAAAGGCAAUCAAAAACUGAAGCGGAAAACAAAGGCUUGCUAUCUGGUUUUUGGGCUGAAUUGGAUCAUAGUCUUGGAGUUCUGCAUGCUACAGUCAUUGGAUCGGUUUGUGAACAGAGUAAAAUUUUGGAGUCUAUGAAUGAACAAACAAAGUUGUACUUUUCAGCCAGAAAUGAGUCGGAAAACCAAUUGGAGAGAAGAAUUGCAAGAGUCAAAGAUAUGUAUGUCUCUGGGGUUCAAUGCAUGAAGGAGCUCGCUCAUACCAUGAGACAGCAAUCUAUCAUAGAUUCCGAGCAGAUGAGGCAGAACAUAUCUACUAAUGCAAUUGUUGUUGACAAUUUUCUAGCAAUGAUGGUUUCGGAAGCUGAGCAAGUUCUAAACGAUGUUCUGAAAUCUACUUCGGAGCUCAAGGAACUAUUAGCCUUUUCUGCAAAACUACAAAAUUCUGGAUUGAAAAGGAGUCUUACUUCUGCACAAGCCAUGUCAAAGACAUCAAUUGAUUUCUUUAAAGAUAUCAGGAUACAUGUGUCUCGGCUCAUCACUCUUAUGGAACAGAAUCAAAUGGAAAGGUCCUCCAACCUUGUUAAAUUCGAGAAUGAAUUUAAGGAAACUUGUGUUAAAGACGAGCAAGCUGCUCUGAAUAAGAUUGCUGCAAUUUUAUCAGAGUUGACUGCCAAGAAAACUACAAUGGUUUCAUCAUAUAUCGGACAGCUGAAUGAGAGAUACAGUGAAGAGCAGAAGCACCAGAAAUUGGAGAUGUCCAACCUACAACAGGUUUCAGAUAAUGGCAAAAAUGCGUGUGUCACUCAUGUUGGAGUUAUAGAGAGCCAGUUCCACGAGGAUAUGUCAUCGCAAGCUAAAUUAAAUGAUCAAAUGGAAGGCAUCUUGCAGCAAUGCUUGAAGAAAGGUAACCAUUCUGUAUCUUACUGGUCACAUGCACAAUCAUCUUUGCAUGAUCUUGGUAAGAGCUCAAUCAUGGAGGCUGACGAUUUUAUCGAGGAAAGGAGAAACAAAAAUGAAAAUAUGUUCCAGGAAAGGCUUCUGCUUUCUUCACAGAAUGAUGCAGAGUUUCAUGCCAUUACAUCUGAUGUGUUGACUGCUUCCAAGAAUUCCCUCUUACUGGAUCAUGAAACUAGCAAGAUGAUAGAAACCAACUCUACCACUUUCUCGAGUCAUCUGGAAUUCCUGAAUGAAAAACACAGUGAAGGCGCAGAAUCUAUAAGAAACCUGACGAGUAACUGUCUUGAGAAGGACUACAUGCUAUUGUUCACCCAUCAGGCUAAUAGUCCGGUUCGAAACCAUCCAAGGGAACUACUGACCAGUGCAAACAGCUUGGAAUCAAUUGACAAACUAAGAGCUUCUCUGCCAGAUCUGGUGGCAAAGUUCAGGUUCGAGAACAAGUUGGAUGAAAUGGACAAGGGGAAGCAAUGCUCCGAUCAAAGGACACGCACUCCAAGAAGUCCUCUAACGCCUGUCAAUCAGUGA